Messenger RNA from Hirundo rustica (Barn swallow), 2233 nucleotides. It is a transcript of the gene NRF1, whose product is annotated as nuclear respiratory factor 1. Lineage: Eukaryota; Metazoa; Chordata; Aves; Passeriformes; Hirundinidae. The record is from RefSeq and is a predicted model, not a curated record. The transcript has 12 exons. Gene Ontology annotation, cellular component: nucleus. Gene Ontology annotation, biological process: regulation of transcription by RNA polymerase II. The coding region runs from base 99 to 1658 and encodes 519 amino acids. Gene Ontology annotation, molecular function: DNA-binding transcription factor activity, RNA polymerase II-specific; RNA polymerase II cis-regulatory region sequence-specific DNA binding.
CGGAGCUCCGGCCCGGCCCGGCCGGGCGGGGGAAGUUGGGCCGCGGCCGCAGACAUUGGCGGGGCUUUUGCUUCGCCCUUUUUUUCCUGCAACUCUUGAUGGAAGAACACGGAGUGACGCAGGCAGAGCACAUGGCUACCAUCGAGGCCCACGCCGUGGCCCAGCAGGUGCAGCAGGUGCACGUGGCCACCUACACGGAGCACAGCAUGCUGAGCGCCGACGAGGACUCGCCCUCCUCGCCCGAGGACACCUCCUACGACGACUCCGACAUCCUCAACUCCACGGCUGCCGACGAGGUCACCGCUCACCUGGCGGCUGCAGGCCCUGUGGGGAUGGCGGCCGCCGCCGCCGUGGCGACGGGCAAGAAGCGGAAGCGACCUCACGUUUUUGAGUCCAACCCCUCCAUCCGGAAGAGGCAGCAGACGCGUUUGCUCAGGAAGCUCCGGGCCACGCUGGAUGAGUACACCACCAGAGUGGGGCAGCAGGCCAUCGUCCUGUGCAUCUCACCCUCCAAACCCAACCCCGUCUUCAAAGUGUUCGGUGCCGCACCCUUGGAGAACGUGGUCCGAAAGUACAAGAGCACCAUCCUGGAGGACCUGGAGUCGGCGCUGGCCGAGCACGCUCCGGCCCCUCAGGAGGUCAACUCGGAGCUGCCUCCCCUCACCAUCGACGGCAUCCCGGUCUCCGUGGACAAGAUGACCCAGGCACAGCUGAGAGCCUUCAUCCCCGAGAUGCUCAAGUAUUCCACGGGUCGUGGGAAGCCGGGCUGGGGCAAGGAGAGCUGCAAGCCCAUCUGGUGGCCCGAGGACAUCCCGUGGGCCAACGUCCGCAGCGACGUCCGCACCGAGGAGCAGAAGCAGCGGGUGUCCUGGACCCAGGCCCUGCGGACCAUCGUCAAGAACUGCUACAAGCAGCACGGGCGCGAGGACCUGCUCUACGCCUUCGAGGACCAGCAGACGCCGCAGACCACGACCACGCACAGCAUCGCCCACCUGGUGCCCUCCCAGACCGUGGUACAAACCUUCAGCAACCCCGACGGCACCGUGUCCCUCAUCCAGGUUGGCACCGGUGCCACGGUGGCCACGCUGGCCGACGCCUCCGAGCUGCCCACCACGGUCACCGUCGCGCAGGUCAACUACUCCGCGGUGGCUGACGGAGAGGUGGAGCAGAACUGGGCCACGCUACAGGGCGGGGAGAUGACCAUCCAGACGACGCAGGCCUCGGAGGCCACGCAGGCGGUGGCCUCCUUGGCGGAGGCGGCGGUGGCGGCGUCGCAGGAGAUGCAGCAGGGAGCCACCGUCACCAUGGCGCUCAACAGUGAAGCCGCUGCCCACGCCGUAGCCACGCUGGCCGAGGCCACCCUUCAAGGAGGGGGACAGAUUGUCCUGUCUGGGGAAACUGCAGCAGCAGUCGGGGCACUCACUGGAGUCCAGGAUGCCAAUGGCGUCCUAGCAGCAGACUAUUGCAAGUGGAGCUUGGCAGAGGGUUCCUCAGGCCUCGUGCAGAUCCCGGUGAGCAUGUACCAGACGGUGGUGACCAGCCUGGCCCAAGGCAACGGCCCCGUGCAGGUGGCGAUGGCGCCGGUGACCACCAGGAUAGCGGACACGGCCGUCACCAUGGACGGGCAGGCGGUGGAGGUGGUCACCCUGGAUCAGUGACGGCGUCCCGGCGCUCCUCCUCCUCCUCCUCCUCGUCGUUAUUUUCUUUUUUAAUUAUUGUUCGUUUUGGUUGGUUUUUUUUUUUGGUUUUUUUUUUAAAUGCCUCUCCAGAGAUGCAAUCAGGUGGCACUCGAGUCUUCUCCCGGGCUUUGGAAACGGAAAAGGUUUUGUCAAUUUUUUUUUUUUUUUUCUUUCUUUUUUUUUGGUGAAACGAGGGAAAUGGAAAGCACAACGCGAAACGGAAGAAAUCCUGGCGGAGGAUGCGUGUGAAGUGCAUUUUUCCAGCGCCGCUCUGCUCUCGGAGGAGCCAGAAGCCAAAUUGUGACGGGACUUUUGAUUCCGAGGAGGUUGAAAAGAAAAUAAUUAUAUUAAAAAAAAAAAAAAAAAAAAAAAAUAAAGCCACCCUUUGUGCCCCGUUUUCCCCCCCUUGUGGGAUGGAGCAGGAAGAGGAUGGGGUGUGGCAGCACGGACACCCUCGGCCAGCACCGACCUCGACAGCAAAUUAGGUAUCGAAAGAUUUUAAAAUGGACUUUUAUAUUCCAAAAAAACAGAAAAACCCGCCCCGGAAGAAAACA